AUGUCUCUUCGUUCAAUAAUCUUCGUAACUUCGGCCGUGCUAACCGUGCUGGGCGCCUUCGUUGCGGCCCAAGGUGAUACAAGUGAUGCAAACUACAAAUUCCAAACCCGGCCACCGUUGCCGGCAGCCGCAGUGAUGCCAACGUUGGCGAACGGCAACAUCGGGUUCGUGGCGUACGGUUCAUACGUACACCUGAACGGUGUGUACAAUGGUUUGGGUGGCAAAUCGCAUCGGGCGCGCAUUCCAAACUAUGGUAACAUUCAGCUGAUGACGUGUUCGCUCGAAAGUGCCAGCGUAUCCCCCUCCUGUACCUAUCAGCUGGACAUGAAGGAGGGCAAGUUUGUGACGGUCGAUGAGAAUGGUGAUUAUCGGGUGGUGCAUGAGAUGUACCCUCAUCGAUAUUAUGACACGGUUCUGGUGAAUCGCAUCCGAAUUCAGCGCCUUAGCUCGGAGACCGUGAUUCAGGCACGGUUGCUGCAAAUUCCAGGACAAAGUGAAGAUUUCUCCUGGCAACCGACCACCAAUUUCGUAAUGUCCGGACAGGUGUACAAUGUGCAGUGCGGAACUACGGUGCAGGUGGAGGAACCGACUGUACAAGCGUUUGGCCACAAUGUUUGUGUAACCUAUCCGACAAUCCCGGAAUAUGUGGAGAUAGAACCGGACGUAAUGGCUAAGGAAUUCUUUUUCUUCACUGCUUUCACCAUGACCGCUGAGGAAGGUACGCGACAAAUUGCAGAAGUUACGAUGGAGAGCAAUGCGCAGGACAGCCAGCACAUGCGACAAAUGGAGAGACUUUGGGAGCGUUACGGUAUUACGGUGGAAGGAAACAACGAACUUGAUCGAGUCAUCAAGGCCAGUGCGUUCUAUCUGUUCAGCUCUCUGCCCGCACACCAGGUAGCACCAUCGUCGGGAAGGUAUCCCUUCUAUGGGCUUGCUCCCGCUGGACUGGGCCGUGGGGGGAUCGUAGAGCAGGAAUAUCAGGGUCACAGUUUCUGGGAUACAGAAAUUUGGAUGUACCCGGCGAUUUUACUAAUGGAUCCGAUCAAUGCUGCAAAAGUGUUGAGCUACCGCACCACUGUCAGCGGUGGCGCACGCAUUAAGGCGCUGGAAAACGACUACAAAGGCAUACAGUUUCCCUGGGAGUCGGCAUUUACCGGAACCGAGGUAACACCGGAUUGUUGCCCGGAGGUUUCCGUUUAUCAGCAUCACAUCACGGCCGACAUCGUGUUUGCCGCACGUCAGUAUUUCUACGCCACCGGUGAUUUUGACUGGCUAAGGUCACAAGGGUGCCGGCUGGCAGCAGACACGUCGCUUUUCUGGCUUAGUCGGGCAGUGUACAACAAUGCUACCGAUUUGUUCGAAAUUCGUAAUGCGAUGGGACCCGACGAGGAUCAUCCGAACGUGUCGAAUAAUGCCUUUACCAAUGUGAUGGCCGCACACAAUCUGUUCUUCGGUGAAUUUGCGUCCUGCUACUGCAAAGACACUGAGGUAAAUGAGAGUGUCCGCAAGGAAUUGCUGAAAGUUGGCAGGGGUCUUACGUUGCUGUACGAUGCGCAAGGUGAUUUUCAUCCACAGUAUGAAGGGUACCAGACGGGUACCCCGAUCAAGCAAGCUGACACGGUGCUCUUGAUCUAUCCACUGCAGUAUCCAAUGAAUGUAUCGACGAAAGCAAAUAAUCUGCGCAAAUACUCGGAGGUAACGCGUGAGAAUGGUCCAGCGAUGACAUGGGCCAUUCACACGAUUGGUCACCUGGAGCUUAAUCAGCUGCAAGAAGCAGCCGCUAUGUUUGAUAAGAGCUAUCGCCAGUACCUUCGGGCACCGUUUAACGUGUGGAGCGAAAAUGGUAACAAUGAGCCCGGGGCGGGCAACUUCAUAACCGGUGCCGGUGGCUUUCUGCAGUCCAUCAUCAACGGGUACGCGGGUGUGCGGCUUCACCAGGAUCGGUUGGAAAUUAAAAAUGCCCGCCUAACUCCCAACACUGGAACUCUGCACAUCCCAACUAUAGAGUAUAGGGGUGCACAGUUCUCGUUGACUGUGCGAACAAAUGCGUUUACCAUCAAGAUCAGAUCGACGGCCGAAGAUGUGAGGUUGCUGGUCGAUCAAAAAGAAGAGCGUAUCUGCGCGGGUUGUGAAUACAAUGGCACGGUUGCAAGCUUCCAAAUGACGACGGGUCAAACAUUUGGAGGAUGCACAUUGAAACCAACUACCCUCGGAGUGAAGAUUGCUGAUCAAUCGGAUGGUGCAACGACGCUCCGUACUACGUGGAUGGCUUUCCUAUCUCUUGUCGUUUGUUUCUUUUUGAGCAAGAUGUUCUAA
Anopheles moucheti is the source of this 2316-nucleotide messenger RNA. Its product is annotated as protein-glucosylgalactosylhydroxylysine glucosidase-like. Gene Ontology annotation, biological process: carbohydrate metabolic process. Gene Ontology annotation, molecular function: catalytic activity. The transcript is spliced from 3 exons. Bases 1 to 2316 code for a protein of 771 amino acids. Lineage: Eukaryota; Metazoa; Arthropoda; Insecta; Diptera; Culicidae. The record is from RefSeq and is a predicted model, not a curated record.